Molecule: messenger RNA, 1746 nt
Organism: Carlito syrichta (Philippine tarsier)
Lineage: Eukaryota; Metazoa; Chordata; Mammalia; Primates; Tarsiidae
Gene: IL10RA
Product: interleukin 10 receptor subunit alpha
Exons: 7
Coding region: 1-1746 (581 amino acids)
Molecular function (GO): protein binding
Source: RefSeq, a predicted model, not a curated record
AUGCUGCCGUGCCUGGUAGUACUCCUGGCGGUGCUGCUCGGCCUGUGCCACGGCUCUGGCGCGCACGGGACAGAACUCCCCAGACCUCCGUCUGUGUGGUUCAAAGCAGAGUUUUUCCACCACAUCCUCCACUGGAUGCCCAUCUCAAAUCAGUCUGAAAGUACCUAUUAUGAAGUGGCACUCCUGAGGUAUGGUGGACAAGAGCCCUGGAAACUCAUCCCCACCUGUAACCAGACCUUGGCACUGUCCUGUGACCUCACCAUGGUGACUCUGGACCUGUACCAUAACAAUGGCUACCGGGUCAAAGUGCGGGCAGUGGACAGCGGCUGGCACUCCAACUGGACCUUCGCCAAUACCCGCUUCACUGUGGAUGAAGUGACUCUGACAGUUGGCAGCGUGAAACUAGAGAUGUACGACGGCACCAUCCUCGGGAUGAUCCAGCCUCCCAGGCCCAAGAUGGCCCCCGCAGGCAACACAUAUGAAAGUAUCUUCAGUCACUUCCGCGAGUAUGAGAUUGCUAUUCGCAAGGUGCCAGGAAACUAUACGUUCACAAAGAAGAAGGUAAAAAAUGAAAACUUCAGCUUCCCAACCUCUGGAGAGGUGGGAAAGUUCUGUGUCAAGGUGAAACCAUCUGUCAGCUCCCGAAUCAACAAGGGUUUAUGGUCUGAAGAGGAGUGCAUCAUCCUCACCAAGCAGUAUUUCACCAUGACCAUCCUCUGCAUCUUCUUCACCUUCAUCCUGCUGCUUUGUGGAGUCCUCGCCUACUGCCUGGCCCUGCAACUGUACGUGCGGCGCCGGAGAAAGCUGCCCACUGUCCUGGUCUUCGAGAAGCCCAGCCCCUUCAUCCUCGUCAGCCAGCUUCCUUGCCCAGAGGCCCAAGACACCAUCCACCCCCUGGAUGAGGAGCCCUUCCUGAAAGUGUCCCCAGAGCUGAGGAACUCGGACCUGCAUGGCAGCACGGACAGUGGCUUUGGCAGUACCAAACCAUCCCUGCAGACUGAAGAGCCCCAGUUCCUCCUCCCUGCCCCCCACCCUCAGGCCGGUGGAACUCUGGGAAGCGGAGAGCACCCGGAGAUGGAGGGCAGCUGUCAUAUUGGCAGCAGCGACAGCACAGACAGUGGGAUUUGCCUGCAGGAGCCCAGCCUGAGCCCUGGCAUGGGGUCUGCCUGGGAGCAGCAGGCCAGGAGUAACAGCACAGGCCAGGAUGACAGUGGCAUUGGCCACUGUCAAAACUCUGAGGGGCAGCCUGGGGACACACUGGGUGGCUCAACCUUAGGCCAUGUCAGUCCCCAAGAGCCCGAGGUGCCUGAGGAAGAAGACUCAGCUGCGGUAGCAUUCCAGGGCUACCUGAAGCAGACCAGAUGCACAGAAGAGAAGACAACCAAGACAGGCUGCCUGGAGGAAGAGUCCCCCUUAACAGAUGGCCUUGGCCCCAAAUUCAGGAUGUGCCUGGAUGCUGAGGCAGGCUGGCCUCCACCAGCCCUGGCUAAGGGCUAUUUGAAACAGGAUCCCCUAAGAAUGACGCUUGCUCCCUCAGGGGCCUCACCUAGACAGUGGAACCAACCAGCCAAGGAUUGGCCACUUCUGGACUUGACCAGCUGUGGUGACCUGGGAGCAUCUGACUGGAGCUUUGCCCAUGAUCUUGCACCUCUGGACUAUGCUGCCACCCCAGGCAGUUUCCUGGGUACCUUCAACUCCGACCUGGUCACCCUGCCACUGAUCUCCAGCCUGCACUCAAAUGAGUGA